GUUUACUUCCGGGUUGCCUCCCCGACCAAAACAGUGCGCGGCUGCCCAUUAUUUUUUACGCAGGGUGGCAAGAGGAGUUACUCACAGCGACCUAUUCUAUAUAAGCUGAUUAACGGCAGCCUGGAGAAUGGCCGGGGAGACAGAGGACGAAAUACCUGAAUCAGGCGCUGUGUUCACCUUCGGGAAAAGUAAAUUUUCUGACAACAUCCCUAGCAGAUUUUGGCUGAAGAAUGACACACCCUCCAGAAUAUGUUGUGGAGAUGAGCACACAGCGCUGAUCACAGAGAAAGGAAAGCUGUUUAUGUUCGGCAGUAAUAACUGGGGACAGCUCGGUUUUGGAACCAAGACCACUGUGUCUAAGCCUACUUGUGUGAAAGCUUUGAAGACAGAAAAGGUGAAGCUGGCUGCUUGUGGAAGAAACCACACUCUCGUUUACACAACUCAGGGGAACGUCUAUGCAACUGGUGGCAACAGUGAGGGGCAGCUUGGCCUUGGGGACUAUGAUGAAAGAAGUACUUUCCAAUUGGUGGACUUCUUUAACAAGCGGGGACCAAUCAAAAUGCUCGCUGCUGGUUCCAACACCUCAGCCGCUCUCACACAGAAUGGGGUGCUGUAUGUGUGGGGCGACAACUCUGAGGGCCAGAUUGGUUUGGGAAAAGAAAGCAACGCUGUCAAACCGCAGAAGUUGUCCGUUGGACGUCCUGUUACCUGGGUGGCCUGUGGGUACUACCACUCUGCCUUAGUUACCGUUGAUGGGGAGCUGUUCACUUUCGGGGAGAGGGACAGUGGGAAGUUGGGCCUGCCCACCAACAAGCUGGCCAAUCACAGGGUCCCCCAGCUGGUGGAGGGCAUCACGGACAGAGUCCUGCAGGUGGCGUGUGGCGGAGGACACACGGUGGCUCUCACAGAGGAUUGCCUAUACACAUUCGGCCUGGGUCAGUUUGGGCAGCUUGGACACGGGACCUUCAUCUUCGAGUCACGGUCACCCCGCGCUGUGGACCACUUCCGCAAGGGUCGAGUCCGACAUGUUGCAUGUGGGGAGAACCACACAGCAGUGAUUACAGACUGUGGCCUUCUGUACACGUUUGGAGACGGUCGUCAUGGGAAACUGGGGCUCGGAGAGGAGAACUUCACCAACCAGUUCAAGCCCACACUGUGCCCACGGUUCCUCAAGUACCAUGUAGAUGCUGUUACAUGCGGAGGUUGUCACAUGCUUGUGUUUGCCAAAUCCCGCUCGAAGGCGGAUGAGGAAGUGACCUUGGAGGAGGAUGAUGUGACUGAGGACUUCUGGGAGAAACCCUACACAGAGUUGCUAGGCGACACUGUAGAGUCUGCCACCCUCCAGAGGAGUCUCUCUGCUCGGGUCCGGCGACGAGAAAGGGAGCGAUCUCCUGAGCAGUUUGGGGUGAUGUUCCGCACUCUUCCCCCGCUCUCGUCGGCCCACCUCGGCACCACCAUCUUACCCGUACCCAGCCAGACACUGCCUCCCAGGCUGCACCCGACGGACCUGCAGGACCGAAAUGACCUCAAUCGUGGCCGUGCCAAGAAGAGUGGCCUCUCCACCAGAAUAGGAAAAGCGAAAAAGGAGAAGUCCAAAGGCAAGAAAAGUUCCCCAGCGGACGCUGGAGACGACAGUGAGAGUGUGAAAGAUUUGGGCGAAACCACAGACAUACUAAAUGUUACUCAUAUGAUGAAGAUGGAUCCCAGUGAUCAGUCGCUGACGUUGUCUCCAGUGCAUAAGAAGACAGUUAAGCUUGUGAAAAAGCAGCAUGGUAAGGCCCCACGUGGCGAGGACACUCGUCCUGAGAGUAGUAGGCACGAGCUCACCCCCAAACGGGCACUGCCCACAGAGCGGCUCCAGAGCCCCAGCUCGAGGUCACUGUUGUCCGAGAGUGGGGACGGCAGGGGGGCGCUGCGCCAGGCCCCUCAGACCCGCAGCGGCGGGAAGGAAAAUGUGCUCGUGCCCACACUGGAGUCCGGCUCUAGAGCACAGGUUGGCAAGGGCAAAAGGUCAGAGCAGGACAGCAGGAGGGGGGGGUCUAGGCCUUACUCGCCUGUUCAGAUGCAGCCAUCAAAGGAGAAAGGUCAACUGAUUGAGUUGGCCAAACCUGUUAAAGCUGCCAAAGCGAAAUCUGUGAUUGCUGAAACCAAAGGUGAAGAACUUAGCCAUGAUAGUGACAGUACAGCCGGAAUCAAACCCUCCACUAAAGAUCAACCAAAGCUCUCAAAAGACAAAAGACAGGAACUGAAAAGCAGUGCAGCAAGGGAAGCUGGUGUAAAGAUGGUAGGUGGCCUAAAUUAUGGUCUAUUGACACCAGAGCCAGUUCAUGUCAAACACAAAUCCUCUGGAACUAAAGAAGCUCACAAAGCAAAAGAAACUCCCGAGAUGGCCGUAAUGAAAUCUAAACCAAGUACAGAGCUCAAGACCACAAAAGGGAAAAGUAAACCAGUGAUGGUUCAAAGUAAACCUGCAGAAGGCAAGGACAUGGCAGCUGAAACGACAUCUGAAAGAGACUCUGAAAGUCCUAAGAAAACCAAAGAGGACCUCAAAAAACCAGGCAGUAAAAAACCUGGGUUGGUCAGAAAACCUGACCCAUCAGACGAGCAACAGAUUUCUACAUUGCGCUCUGAAGCGAAAAAAACAACCACUAAGACCAAGCCCGGACACAAAGGUCCGAUUGUUGUAACUGAAGCUGGUCGGGCAACUAGUCGGGGGAAACUGCAGCCUGGUUGGGACACGCAGUCAGAACUGGAACCUGAGCCCAAGACGUCCCCAACAGGUACCCUAUCCGCUGUGUCCUCCAUGAUGCAGGACGUGGAUGUGGAGACUGCGACCAGGCUGGUGAAGACUGUGGCAGGUGGACAACUCUUCUCCAGGCCCAGGGACACCGGCUCGGCCCAGUCCACCCCUCGGACCAGGCCCACGGGGGAGAGGUUCACCAAGCAGAGAGCGGUCUCCACGGCAUCCUCCAAGAGCGAGGAGUCGACCAGCGCCGCCCAGCCAAGCAAGAGGACGGCCGCUACCAUCAACGUCAGACCCGACCCGGGUAGCUCCGGUCAAGAGGAGCCCGACUCAGAGCAGGGGGACGGAGACGAAGAGGGGAGCGACCAGGAGGAAGAGGAGGAAGAAGAGGGAUCUCAAGAUGCAACCCAAAGGCAAGGAGGGACGACCGAGAGUGAGGAAGAUGAGAGCCAGGAGGGCACCGAGAGUGAGGGUAGAGCGCUGAGGUCAGGGAGGAGUGAAGCCAAGACGAAGAGUGGCGAGGGAGAGAGCGGGACUCGCGUAGACGUCACUGACGAUGAUGAUGAUGGUAAUGGAGAGAAGGUUGAUGACGACGACACUCUCGGAGGGAUAACGGACGCAGAGGAGAGUGACACGAGGGAGGAGAGUAAAACUGCAUCAGCCGAGGAAGAGGAAGAGGACACGGUCACCGAGGGGAAGAGUGAGAGUGUAUCAGCGGAGGAAGAGGAGGGUGAGGAAAAGUCAGAGAGUGGGGGAACAGUGGGGGUCAGUGAAGACGAGGAGGAGGAUGGUGAUGAGAUGGAGGGAGAGGAAGAUGAGGAGGAGGGGCAGGAGACUGAAAGUAAACUAAGUGAGGAGGAGGACGACGAGGAGGAGAGCAAAAGUGGUUCAAGCAGCGGGGCUGGAAGCCAGAAGGAGGAGUCCGAGGAGGUGGAUGAGGAAGAGGAGGAGGGAGAGGAUGAAGUGACCGCAGAAGCAGAGAGCGAAGGGGAGGAGGAAGAUGCAGAAUCUGCGGAGGAGGACAGUAAGAGUGAAGGGGACAGUGAGGCAGAGGGGGAGAGUGGAGAAGCAGAAAGCAGCGAGGAGGAGGAGGAGGAGGAGGAGGAGGAGGAGGAAGAUGAGAAAGGGAGCAUCGAAGCUGAAAAUGAGGAGGGAGAAGAAGAAGAGGAGGAGGAGGAGGAAGAAGAGGAGGAGGAGGAAGAGAAAACAAAACCAAAGGUGACAAUCCAAAAAGAGCGAAAGGCCACGAAAUCUUCAAAACCAGACGCCAAACUAGAGGCCAAACAGACUAGGCUAACUGCUUCAGCCAAGGGCCGGUCACGCUCAGGGAGGAAGCAGUCCAACACUGGCUCCCAGGAGUCUCAGCAAUCCCAGUUCUGGGAGGAUGUGCUUCCACAGUACCUUCAUCUGAAAUGACCUCACUUCUAUACCAGUGCCCAGGAUCUGCUAACUUUUUAUUUACUGACUUUCUACAUGAUCAUCUAUAAUGUUACAUCGCCAUCUUCUCUUUGACAUGAACAUCUAUAAUGUUACAUCCCUGCCUUCUUUUUGACAUGAACAUCUAUAAUGUUACAUCCCUCUCUCUUUGACAUGAACAUCUAUAAUGUUACAUCGCCAUCUUCUCUUUGACAUGAACAUCUAUAAUGUUACAUCCCUGUCUUCUCUUUGACAUGAACAUCUAUAAUGUUACAUCCCUGUCUUCUCUUUGACAUGAACAUCUAUAAUGUUACAUCGCCAUCUUCUCUUUGACAUGAACAUCUAUAAUGUUACAUCCCUGUCUUCUCUUUGGCAUGAACAUCUAUAAUGUUACAUCCCUGUCUUCUCUUUGACAUGAACAUCUAUAAUGUUACAUCGCCAUCUUCUCUUUGACAUGAACAUCUAUAAUGUUACAUCCCUGUCUUCUCUUUGACAUGAACAUCUAUAAUGUUACAUCCCUGUCUUCUCUUUGACAUGAACAUCUAUAAUGUUACAUCCCUGUCUUUUUAACAUGAUCAUCUAUAAUAGUACAUCGCCGUCUUAUCUUUGCCUCGCCGUAUGCUUUCAUACCUGUGUUGCCUCUGUUUUCUUUUUCAGUGUUUUGCCAUGGACUAUUUUUUCCUUUGUUUUCUACAUCAAGGAUCUGUCUAUUUCUCUGUCUAUUUGUGUUGGUAAUGAAGUAAUGAACAUGCAAUAUCUGCAUGUUAUAUUGGCAAAGGUGACUUGAGUGGAGUCCCUGGUUGUAACCUAGUUUGAAUGGCCAAACCCAUUCCAUAAGUAUAAGUAUACUAUUUUGAUCCUGUGAGGGAAAUCCCUAACCAGUAGGCCACGACAGCACUACUCACUUUAAGCACUACUCACUCAGGUCAAACAGUCAAGGGCAAACAUGCACAGCUAUCUAGGGCUUUAAGAUACCUACAAGUAGACUUAAACAAUUUAUGGAUGAUUACAGUACAUAUUAAGACUUAAACAAUUAGACUGUAUACAAUUCCAUUGUUUGUAAGUUUUUGGGGACAGAGAACCUACAGCACAAGUGUUGACAGAGUGACCUACAGCAUGCACAAUGCAGAACUCACGCUAAAGGUUUUUGUUGUCUCUUUUGCAAUUACUCAGGAACUCCGGAACAAUUUUGUAUAUCCUCCCUUUGGGUAUUGAAUGUAAUAAGCCUGCCUUCUGUGAAGGGAAACAGUCUCAGAUCUCAUAUACCCUGUGCCUAUUUAUUAGUGUUAUGAAUGUAUGCAUUUGUAAAUAAAUUUUAUUUGAUUUCAUCUCAUGUUUGUAAUUCUCCUUGCACACAACAAACCUAAGAGUCAGAUUGUACUGUAUGGCUUUCUUUAGAACUUAGUGAACAUAUAGACCCUUUCAAGAGAGUUCCAUUAUCAGCAUCAUAGUUGGCCCCACAAGACUUCCGUUUUAACAUUCCAUAUGUUAUCUUAAUGCAGAGGAAGUAGAUUGGGGCCCAAAUAGAACGUUCAAGCAUUGUUUUUGUUUACCUUGUUGAAAGGGUCCAUAGACUAGUUUUCAUUUCUGCAUGGGACCGACACAACACAGCCACGUCACAGAGCAUCUCCACCGUCUCUGCCCAGCAAUUGAACUCUGAAUGCAUUUGACAUCACCAAUUAUUACUUGUAGAAUUGUUAUUUCACAGCUAAGUAAAUUCUGCACGCUGGGAAGUAUCAAUCUAAAGCAACAAGCUUUAGAGACAGAUUCAGUGAUUAGUAGGGUUUGCAGCAUCUCUUCAUCUUGCAUGCGCAUUCACAGUAGCAGCUUGUUACUGCCAGUUUCAUAAUAGGAUCUGUCCACACUGCAGGUGAGAUUAUCAUUUUAACCCUUUCAACACCAUGUCAGUUGAAACUGUGCCAUAUAGUCCUUUGUUUUGGUCUUUAGUGCUGUUGGAGUAGCAUAAAACUAGUAAUCAGAGGUUUGACUUGGCCAGUCAUUGUAGUUGCCCUGCCUUUCACCUGACACAGCUAUUUUCAUCCAUUACAUUGUGACAUACUGAACUUGUAAACACCACCUCUGAUAGCUGCAUAUUUGUGUUGUGUGUGUGUUGUGUGUGUUGUGUGUUCCCCCUGUUUUGGUCAUAUGUUAUUUGUCUCCAUCCGACACAUCUAAGCCUGACUUCUAAGCUGGACUCUGCA
Alosa sapidissima (American shad) is the source of this 6360-nucleotide messenger RNA. It is a transcript of the gene rpgrb, whose product is annotated as retinitis pigmentosa GTPase regulator b. The transcript is spliced from 16 exons. NCBI's taxonomy places the organism in Eukaryota, Metazoa, Chordata, Actinopteri, Clupeiformes, Clupeidae. Gene Ontology annotation, cellular component: photoreceptor outer segment. The coding region runs from base 128 to 4159 and encodes 1343 amino acids. Gene Ontology annotation, molecular function: ubiquitin protein ligase activity. The record is from RefSeq and is a predicted model, not a curated record. Gene Ontology annotation, biological process: protein ubiquitination; visual perception; ubiquitin-dependent protein catabolic process.